UUCCGGGAAGAGUCCUCAAAAUGGUGGAGCCAAUCAGUAAGAGGCCCAUCGUUGGCCGGACUGGGCCGGACUCUUGCUAGAAGGGCUGUAGCUAGUAGGUGCUUAGCACGGCCUCUUAUUUGCUCAUAUUUUUAGUUGGUGCACAGUAAAACGAUAAUAUACAGGCAGAGAACUCAAUCAUGAAUCAUCAGAUUUAUAAAAUAUAUAACCAAGAGGAUUUCAAUAGGAUCACUAAAGGAAUUAAAGUUGCGCAAUGCAUGCAAUCCAAAUCUACAUCUGUUUCAGACACAGAAAAAAUACUGGGCCAACUUGAUGAGUUAGUUGUAUCUGACUCACUAAGCUGUUCAUUCUGCAAUAUUGUUUUUGAGGAUCAAGCAAAGCAACGUGUUCAUUAUAAAUCAGAUUGGCAUUGCUAUAAUCUUAAGCAACGGUUGUAUGGCCUUAAAUCUAUUAGCGAAGAUGAUUUUGGUUUAUUAGCUGAUAAAGAUGAUGUAUCUAGUACACCUGGUACAGAAUCAGAAUCAGAAAAUGAAGAGGAAAUGUGUACCUCAGAUACAGGCAGUUCACCAAAUGGAAAUUCUAGUAGUAAAGAAUCAGGAACGAAGACCAGUCCAACAUCCAUUGAUAACAAGAAUAGAAGGCAAGAAAAUAAUAAUAAAGCAGUUGAAUUUACGUCUGAUAGUUCUGAUACAGAAAAUGAUGAGGAAGUUUUGAAAAAAAAGAAAAAUUUAUUAGUAGUAGCAAGUCGCCACUCUAAAAUUUUCUUUGAAAAUGAGGAAGGAAAUAUCUUCAGUAUAUAUAGAUGCUUACUUCACAAUAAGAAGGAAGUUCCUGAAGAAGAUAACGAGAUAAUAGCUCAGGCUUUGGAGAGUGGGAAGAGAACCAAUUGGACCGUGAUAAUGCUUGGUGGAGGCCAUGUAGCAGCUGCAGUAUUUCAAGGUGGUGAGGCAGUAGUGCACAAAACUUUUCACAGUUAUACUGUACGUGCAAAACAAGGCGGUGCGCAAUGUUCCCGAGAUAUGCGUACAAUGGGAAGUCAUCCAAAAAGUGCUGGAGCAAAUUUACGUCGUUAUAAUAGAGCCUCCCUCAUUCAGCACGUACAAGAAAUAUUAGAAUCCUGGUCUACGGAAAUUGCCAAUUCCUCAUUGAUCUUAUAUAGAGCUGUCGGUCCUUACAAUAGAUCGGUGCUUUUUGGUGGGAAAAAUCCAUCAUUAGAUAAAAAUGAUUCGAGACUAAGACCUGUGCCAUUUCCUACAGCGCGAGCGACAUUCAGCGAGGUUAAACGAGUGUAUGAUAUACUGAGCACAAUGGAAAUUUAUGGAUCAGCAGCACAGUUCACUGAUUGCUUUCCCAUCUCACCGCGCCAACCUAUCCGUAAAAAGGUCUUGAAGGUUGAUGUAGAGGAGACAUCUGAGAAAAUUCUUGAUGAUAAAAGUAAUCCUAAUCCCGGAACUGACGGUGUUAGCGAGGUGCAGAAUAAUGAAAAGACUAAAAACUCAUUGCAAACAACACCUGAAAGACAAUAUAGAAGUCCACGUUCUCAUAUAGACAGAGCAAAACCUAGAAAAAGUCCACGACGUCCGCUACCAGAUAUAGUGGCUCGACUAGCUCAAUCAUCUUCAGGAUCGGAGACUGACGAGAAAGAGGAAUGUUCUAGUGGUAACAUAAUGGACAUUCCGUUGAUACAUGAAAAUUUUGAAAUUGAAUUCAAUGAUCACUUGCAAGCCUUCCAGGAUACUGUUCCUAGAUACAUGAAGAGUAAAAAAAUUCGACGGCAGAAGAGAAAAGUAAAAAAGGACCGCAACGAAGAAAUUCCGGUGAACGAAGUAUUAGUCAGUGUAAAGCAGAAGUUAUGGGCAGCUUGUAAGCUUGGAGACAUUGAGUUACUGUCCUCAGCUGUGGAAAGUCUUUUAACUGAGAUACGUAGAUGUCAGGUUAUCGAAGAGCAAAUUAGCAAAGAACAGGAGCAAGCCUUAGAUUCCGUUGCACUUAUUACAAUGGAUGAUGUCAUUAAACUCGUAAACGACCCCAACACAGAUGGUAAUACAAUGUUGCAUAUGGUAGCUGCUAAGGGAUAUGUAAAAUUAGUUUGGUCUUUGCUCGAAAUUGGAUCGGAUCCUUGCAAUAAAAAUAAAAAACGUGAAACACCUUACGUAACCGCUGCGGAUAAAGAGACAAGAAAUACCUUCAGACGAUUUAUGUGCGAGAAUCCUGAAAAGUUUAAUUACGAUAAGUCUCGGAUACCUGGACCAAUGACUGUCGAGAUGGAGCAAGAGAUCCUCGAGAAAAAGAAGGAGCAGAGAAGGGCAAAACGUAAGAAGGAGAAGAUGAAGAAGAAGGAGUUUGAGAUUAAAAAACAAGAAGAAGAGGCAAGGCAGAGGUUUCUUCAUCUUAGUGACAGAGAGAAGAGAGCAUUGGCAGCUGAGAAUCGAAUUCGGCAACAAGGCGGCAAAGUCGAAACACGCUGUUUCCAAUGUGGCUCCGAUAUGAGUGGCAAAGUGCCUUUUGAAUACAAUGCUAAUCGUUUUUGUUCUAUGCCUUGUCUGAAGGAACAUCGUCUCCGUCACAAAGCAAUUCUCUGAUGCCACCCUACAUGUCUGUAGGACAAUCCUUUCAUCUAUUUCGAGAUGUCUAGAUAACAGCAGGUCUAUGAUGAGAGUGAAAAAUCAUAUGGUAUAAAAUAACCGAGAGAUUGCAGUUGAAAGCAUCUUUGUUUUCAAUCAGACACGGGUAGGAACUAUUUCAACUAUAAAAUAUAUCAGGUUCUAAAUGUCGCAUAGUAAUUUCGAUAACUAUACAAUUAAUUGCCAUGCCAAACAGUGUUGCCAGAAUUAUUUAAAGACAUUUUGAGAAUGUUUCAGGUUAAAUUACACUCUUCUUUCAAAUAAUCGUCUCGUUCCUUUUAGAUUUCCUUUCAGGUUUCAAAUAGACAGGUUUUUGAUUUUAUACGGUAGCCAGUGUUAUAUACAAAACAAAUCUCAAAGUCCUUAAGAAGUCCCUAAGAUUAAUUACAUUGGUAAUACAAUCCUAAAGCGCACAGAUUUAGAUUACUCAGUGGCGUUUAAGGAAUUCUUUGUGAAUGUUGCUAAAGAUAAUAGUGAUCUAGUUUAAAAGUGAGAUAUUCUAGAGUUUCAACGUUUUAGGGAGGACCCAGUUACGUUUUUUUUUCAUUUUUUUUUGAAUAAAAUUUAACAUAUAUUUGUAAAGAUAGAUGCCGAUGCCGAUGGGUGCAUUAAUCUGUGGAUACUUUUUGUACAUGCAUGUAAAAUUUUAAAUACUGUUCACUUAGCCGUUUCAAAAUGAAAAUUUGUUUAAUAUAUACAAAGCUCUAUUGUUUAUGGGCAUUGUAUUACUAGUUAAUUACAGGUGAAGGUCUUGGGAUACAAUAUUUUAUAACAUUUGUUUCUUCAUUAACUAUCCACAUUGUGGUACGAUGUGUAUAUAUUCUGAUAAAUAGUAUCUGCGAUCUAAGGGAAGAUCUCUUUGAUUUUUUACUCUUAACUGUUUGCAGUGACUCUCAUGCAUUUAUUGCAUAUCAUACCGCGUGAAAAACUUGACAUUGUGUGUAUUCUAAGUAGAUAAGUACACAUGUGCAGAUAUAUUCAAAAUGAAUUGAUUAAAGCAUAAUUAUGCUAAAAGUUAACGUACUCGUAAGUUAUUACGUAUGCAAAAUAAAUAUUAAUAUGAAGAACAAUGAUAAUUGAUAACUGCUGCAUAUUGUCGAUUCUUAAUUGUCAAACAUUUGACAUGUGACAGACAAGAUAACUAGAUGUAUUACAAAUAGUGAAUCGUAGAACAAAGUGUAAGUGUAGCUGAAAUUUCACAAGUGUGAAAAGUGUGACAAAAUAAAUUCUUUAAAAAAUA
Messenger RNA from Cephus cinctus (wheat stem sawfly), 3864 nucleotides. RefSeq names its product ankyrin repeat and zinc finger domain-containing protein 1. The coding region runs from base 180 to 2582 and encodes 800 amino acids. Gene Ontology annotation, molecular function: nucleic acid binding; zinc ion binding; protein binding. The record is from RefSeq and is a predicted model, not a curated record. Lineage: Eukaryota; Metazoa; Arthropoda; Insecta; Hymenoptera; Cephidae. The transcript is spliced from 13 exons.